GAUAAAAUUUGACAUUUAUUGGGUUAAUACUUCAAACGAUUUCGGCAAAGUAUUUUAAUAGAAAAUAAAAUCUUGUAGCUCUCUGUACAAAUUUGAUCACUUGCAAAUAGGUAUUAAUUCUUUAUUGAUAUAAACCUAUUGAGAAAGUCGUCUGCUGGUUUAAACUUGCACGCUCAAAAUAACGUUACAAGAUUUUCUACAUUGAUCUAGCAUAUUAAACAUGUUACUUACAUUUAUUAAAAGUUAAAGAUGGAUUUAAAGCACACAUGCCACUGGAAUUUGGAAUAGUAGACACAACCAGCUGUAGAGAAUCUGCGCAGAAACGAUGAAAAGAAACGACAAGACGUGUAUAUGAAAUAGACAUCAUCGGACGCACGAGAUUUACCAGAAAUUCGAAAAUGAGGAACCCAAGAAACACCGAGCCUAUGUCUUUAUUGGAUGUUAUAAAGAAUGGAUAUUUUCAACAGGUUCGAUUCCUCGUUGACCAUGGUGUCAAUUUAGAUCAGAGAGACGGGGAAAGGCGGACUGCUCUUAUGCUAUGUGCAUUUAUAGAACCGGCAGCAUGGGGCGUUGGUAUAUGUCGUCUGCUGAUAGAAAAUGGCGCCACAUUGUUUUUAAAGGACAAAUAUGGACUGAAUGCAUUUCAUUACGCAGUAAUUUAUGAACGAGUGGACUUAGUGCGUGUUUAUUUAAAGGCAAUAGAUUUCAAUCUAAACGAGGGCGAUAAGCAAGGAAAUACGGCUUUACAUUAUGCUGUGCGGGCCGGCAAUGCCACCAUUACAAGACUUAUCGCACAGAUGUAUGUUAAAUACGAAAUUCACUUUGAUAAGAUGAAUAAUGACGGAUUCACGCCAUUACAGGAGGCACAUCGUCUGAAUAAAAGAAGAUGUGCUAAACUUCUUGAGAAUCCGGACAUUCUAAGUGACACAAAUGGUAUAGAAGCGAACAUUCCAAUGGAUCUGAAAUCAGGGGAUUUCGAUGGUGACAGUUUUUCUGUCCGAAGUUCCAGAAGGUCUUUCGGCCGCCCACGUUCAUCAGUAUUGUCACACAGAAGUUCUAAAUCCAGCAUUUUAACGACAAGCGAAUAUUCAUACCGGCGGACGCCGACGGUGUAUAGUUACGACAUUCCCCGGAGAUCAAAGCGUCGUGACCCGACGGUAGAAAUUCCCCCAUAUGAAAAGAAUGAUAAGAAACUAAUCAGAUGCACGAGCGCAAAUGAUAUACGAAACAACCCCGAAUUUCUGUUUAACAUGUCCCCAAUGCACGAGGCUGGAGAAGUGCAACAGGGUGCUCCCAGACGACAUAUCCGUUCAAAAUCUGCAUUUACGCGAAGAUCUGAAGUAGAGAAUGAUAUCUUACUGCCAAAGUCCAGCUGGAGAACUGACUUAAGAAAACUGUAUGUCAAAUAUCAGUAUCAGUGCACGCCGUCUUAUAGAGAUACAGCUGUCGUGGAAAUAUGUGAUAACGCGUCACUUCCGCCUCUUGACAAACCAAUAACGCCCGCAAAUUCUGAACACGCCAUUGACGAAAUGGACGCUAAAGGAAGAAAAACUCGCGGGAAAAGUGCAACAAUGACCAGGCAAAACACAGAAGAAGUUAUAAACGCGGGAAAAAGCAAACAACCCCCAAAACAAAACCCUAGAAAGCUUUCUCAAAACAUUGGCCACGGGGGUAAAAUAGAAGGAGCUCUCGAAUCGAGUAGUGAGUCUAUAAAUAGUUCGGUUUCUUCAAAGAAACAACCCGAUGGUAAAAAUUCAAAGCCUGUGAAAGAAACUGGUGUAGGCAGAACUAGUCGCAGCAUGAACCAUAAAACUGUACCAGCAGUCAAUGUUGAAGAGGCAUAAAAAUGUCAGUGGUCCGAUCAGACAAAAGUCGGCUACAGAUCAAUCACUAAAUCCUUGCGCACUGGAACUAGACUUGGUGAACUUUUCUAAAAUCAAGUUUCGUGAAACCGGUAUGAAAUGUACGUAAAUAUGAAAGAAAUGUUAAUUUUGUCGCUACAAAGUGAUGCAAAAUUGUGAAAUGUGGAAGGAUAUAUAUUCGUUUGUUUCUACGUACCAUCUGAAUAUUUUCGACUGUAUAUUUGCCCUGAGAAACACAGCCGCGGAUAAAAAUGUUAAUUUUGUGUUCACGAAUGAAAGAAACCUUUUUUGAUCAGAUAAGUAAAACUAACAUUUUUUCAUGUCUUUACGUGUGAAACGUCUCCUACAACCACGACAUCACAGCUUGUUUGUGAGAAGGCCUUUAAAUGAGUUUUAUCAUUUUAAAUAUGGCUGGCGCAUAUUUUUAGGAGCUUCGCAGUACUGAGUACAUCUUUCUCUUAAUCUAAGUUAACUUUCCUUUAAAUUUCCAAUUAUUAAUCACUCUUAUCAAUCCGCGUCCAUACCAAUAAAAGCUACAAAUACACCACUGAAAACAUGAAAAAUUGGGUUUAUCAAAAUUCAACUAUAAUUUUAUAUAAAAAAAUAAUCUGUGACUAGUUCGCUUUACAUAGUUCAAUUUCAGGAUAUUUAUUAUUACAGUAUAUCUUUGUGACACUUCCGCUGUUCCUUUAUUUAUUUUUAUUGUAUAAUUUACCUAAUAUUUACUUUUUUGUAACGAGAGUCAAUAUCCUUUGACUUUAUUAUUUUCUUUAGUUAAUAGAAAUUUUAAUUCCUUUAUAAUCUUUUGAAAGCAGAUUACUUUAGUUAAUGUUUUUUUUAUCCAUACUGGAGUUUUUAUCCAUACUGGAGUUUUUAUCCAUACUGGAGUUUUAGCUUUAAUGUUUGUGUUUCAAAUUCAGGAUUACAUUAAGAUCUACGUGCGACCCAGCUUUUGGAAAUGUUGUAAAAAUCUAAAGGAGUGUCAGCACUUUUAAAGGGACUAUCAGUGGAACUAUAUGAUAUUUUCUGCACAAUUUUUUUUUGUUCAUGAAAGGAACGGCCAAAAAAAAAAACCGCAUGAAACGCUGUGAUAUCAAAUUAAUUUUUUAAAGUCGUUCUUUCAUCACAACGUUCUUAUGCAACGUCCACUUGUACAACUUACAACAUAUCUUCGUCUUCGAGUUUUUGAAAUUUGAAAUUUAGAUCGUAUCACCUAAGUACCACAUAGGAUAUCAUUUUUGUUCUUAAUGUUAAAACUAAAAGCUAUUAUUUAUUAUUCAUGAGUUUGCUACAGAAAGGAUACUUCGUGUAGUUAUUUAUUAAAUCGGAACCAGA
This is a messenger RNA of Mercenaria mercenaria, 3197 nucleotides long. RefSeq lists its product as uncharacterized. Gene Ontology annotation, cellular component: ciliary inversin compartment. NCBI's taxonomy places the organism in Eukaryota, Metazoa, Mollusca, Bivalvia, Venerida, Veneridae. Gene Ontology annotation, molecular function: protein binding. The transcript has 2 exons. The record is from RefSeq and is a predicted model, not a curated record. Gene Ontology annotation, biological process: protein localization to ciliary inversin compartment. Bases 399 to 1844 code for a protein of 481 amino acids.